AAGACGGGAACAGCUGAGCGGGCAGGGGGCGGGGCGAGGGGCGUGGCCUCUGCAACAGCGUGACGACACACACCACGUGAUCCAACGUGCAUGUCGUAAGGUUGAGGUGUUCAAACACAGGCUGGCGGACUGACAGUGGACCGUCCGGGCCGCCGGGGGGCGGUCACGUGUCUGUGUGGACGGAACCGACGAAGAAGAACUCGGCCCCUUUAUACUGCGGAGCUAGCAUGUGGAGCUAGCUGUUAGCUACGCGUUAAUAACGUUCAGCCUCCUCGUGUCCUCAGCGUCACCUCCUCUCCUUCACGCUGCCUCGCCUCUUCUUCUGUGGAGGCAGCGUUUGAACCUGUGUCCUCCUCCUCACUGUGUUUCAGAGCGAGAAGAGGACGCCGUCUUCACGCUUGCUCUUUCCUCCGGACGUCCUUUAAACACGCCGCCUGCUUCCUGCGUCCUUCUUGUCUUGACUCGUGCUGAUUGGCCGUGCAGCCUACGCCUCUUGGUGACGUCAUGUCUCAGAAGUCUCAGUUGGACGGCGGUCAGAAACACUUCGCUGUGGGUCGGGGGCUCCUCGCCGCCGCAGAGACCUUGAACUUUAGCAUGAAUGAGCAGCGGUCCGGCCGGCAGAUGGGGGGCGUGGCCUCAGGUGUUGGGGUGGGUGGCGGCGGCGGCAUGGAGGGGAAGGACGGCGGCUCCAAGAUGUCCCGGCGUGGCACUGGCAGCCAUCUUGGCAACACCAUGAAGCUGUUUGCGAGCUUGGGGCUGUCGCCCUCGGACCUGGACGCGCUCGCCGAGAUCCCCGAGGAGGACAUCAGUGUGGAGACGCUGCCGCACAUCCUCAUGACGCUCAAGAGCCGCAAAGGAGACACCGCGGAGCGCCGGGCGCCGUCCUCCAUGUCCUCUGAUGCCAGCACAUAUCGAGGUGGACGGGACAGCUGGGACGACAUGCACAUGGGGAGGAUGGGCGAUCCUUCUCUGGGUCCGGGUUCUUCCCGGGCCCAGAACUCAUCAGACUUUGGGUUUGGCUCCCUGCAGGACUCGGCGCCCGGCCGCGGCUUCGGUUUAAAUUACGGCGGCCUGGGCGGCGGCGGGAGCAGAGAGGGGCAGUACUCUGAGCUUUCCCGCCGUGACUCGUACGGCGGGCUCGGCAUGGGCUCGCAGGCGGCUGACCCGGUCUUUAUGCAGCGGAGGAUGGGCGCCCCGUCUAACGGGAAGGUCCAGGACUUUCUGGGAGUCUUGCCCGCCAUGUUCCCCCACGUCUGCUCGCUUUGUGACUUUGACGUUCACUCCACCAUGGAGUGGAACCAGCACACCAACGGACUGAGACAUGCAGAGAACAGGCGUGUGCUGCUCGACAUGUAUCCGGACUGGAACCCGGGUCUGUCGUCAGGCAGAAGUGGAGGUACUCUGGACACUCCAAACCUGUCUGCUGGUCUUCUUGGACCGGCGCCGAUGUCUUCAGUCCAGACCGGAGGAAUGAGCUCAGGCUGGGGAGGAAUUGGAGGUUCUGGUCUCUCCGGGAAGAACCAGCCUGGUCCAAAUAAGCUGAGGAGCCGGGUCGUGGUGGUGAAGUACGACAGGAGGCCGCUCAGCAACAAGACUCUGUUCGCCUUCACCGAGCCGUUCGGCUGCCUGAGGGAACACCUGGUCCUCAAGAACAAGGCCUUCCUGGAGAUGAACAGUCACGAGGAGGCUCUGGACAUGGUCAACUACUACGAGCAGAACCCGGCCGCUCUGUACGGUAAAGCCAUCACCUUCUACCUGUCCAAGAGGCUGCUGGUCAUCGAGAAAGACGAGCGCUCGUCGGACCGGACCAUGGACCGGACCUCUGACAGACCGAUGGACCGGGCCAUGGACCGACCCGUCAGAGAGGUCAAAGGUCAGAGCAGCCAGGUGGUGUUCUUCUCCAACCUGCCCAGAGAGGAGGAGAAGAAGAAGGAGCUGCUGACCAUCGCUGGACGCUUUGGCCUCGUGGAGAAACACCUGUUCCUGACCGACCAGGCGUUCGUCCAGCUUGGGACGCCUGAGGACGCAGAGAUGCUCGUCAAGUAUUACAGCGUGAACCAGCUGACCAUCAAAGGACGACUGAUCCGCCUCAACAUCUGCACCAAGUACAAGACCCUCAAUGUGAACCGCAGACAGGGGAGCGGUGGUGGAGGAGGGACCUCCUCCGCCUCCUACAGCUCUGGAGCCAGGACCUCCUCAAGCUCUGUCAGGACCACGUCUUCAACCAAAUCGUCGUCCAAAUCGAGGAGCAGAGAGGAGAAGAAGAAGGAGGAGGAGAACAAGGUGAAGCCUGAGGAGGAAGAGGAGGAGGAGGUGUCAGGAGUGAUGGAGGGAGACAAUGAAGGAGGGGAGGAGGUAAGGGAGGAGCAGGUAACCGAGGGUGACGCAGAGGGGGAGGAGCCAGACAGCACAGAGCCUGUGAAGGAGCCUGUGAAGGAGACGAUGGAGGACUCUGAGGAGGCCGAGCAGGAGAAAGAGAAGGAGGUUCCUGAAGGUGAUGAUGUCACUGAUGACACACGUGCAGAUGUGGGCGUGACUGACGGCGAUGCCAAGCAGGGGGCGGGGCCAGAGGGACAAACAGAACCAGCAGAGAGUGAAGAACCUGAGAACAAAGAACCAGAACCAGCAGAGAGCAGUGAGCUGACGGAGGAAGACCCGCCUGCAGACGAGAUGGAUCAGGACUUCCUGGACAACAUGGAGGACUUUGUGACUCUGGACGAGCUGGCAGAGGACGAGGACGAAGCAGACAGAGAGUCCGACUCCAUCGACAACUCGAGGAGAGGGGGUAUGAGGGUGGUGAACGUUGUCGGCUUCAGACGAGGUUAUAACUUCCUGAGCGAGCUGCUGGGACUCGCCAAACCUUUCGGUAACGUGGUCAAACAUCUGGUCCUGGACCUGAGACCGGAGGCAUAUCUUCAGUUUGACACUGAGGAAGAAGCUCGAGCCAUGGCCAAGUUCUACAGCAACAACAACGUGACGGCGUCGGUGUGCGGCCGACCCGUCCGGAUCAGCCACUCCAUGAGCUACCCAACCAUCCAGUGCGGGUCCAGUAAGGUGGUCUACGUGGGUCAGAUCCCGAGCAGUAAAUACUCUGAUGAUGCUAUCCUGAAACUGGCUGAGCCGUUCGGGAGAGUCAGGAAAUACUUCCUUAACAGACUGAAGAGAGAGUGUUUCAUUGAGAUGGAGAACGCUGAGGACGCAGAGCAGAUGGCUGAAGACUGUAAAGCCAACCCACCGAAGUUCAACGGAAAGCGCCUGACGGUCUACGUGAGCAGGAAGUACCGACAGCUCAAACACGGCCAUCGCUGUCCAAGCGGCGCUAAGAGAGAAAACAGCAGCUCACCAACAAAAGCCUCCAAACAUCCUGAAGAACCUCCAGCCAAGAAAUCUAAAGGGAAACCAGAAGAGGAGGAAGAGGAGAAAGAGGAAGAGGAGGAGCUGAAGGAGGAAGAAGAAAAAAAGGAGGAGGAGCAGCAGGGCGGUGAUGUGAGCUGUGUUGAUGAAAAGACGGAAGAAGAAGAAAAGUCGUCCGAGAAGCUUCCUGAAGAUCAGAACAAGACGAGCUGUGCAGAUGUGGAGGUGAAACAGGAAGUGGAGGUGAAACAGGAUGAAGAGGAGAUGGAGACCACCUCGACCAAUCAGAAUGGACAGACGGAGCAGCCGCCGCCGCCACCAGCUGAGAUCAAACCGAGUGCAGCGACUCUGCCGCUCCCGCCGUACGACCCCGACAACCCCAUCGGUGUUGAACAUGUGAAGAUGGGUUAUUACUGCCGCGUCUGCUUCCUGUUUUACUCCAACGAGGACACGGCCAAGAAGACACACUGCAGCAGCCAGCAACACUACGACAAGCUACAGAAAUAUCUGGAGAAAGAACAAACCAAAGCAGAGAAGAAGAAGGGGAGGAAGACGAUGGCAUGAAGACUUUAAUUUGACUUUGAAUUUGAACUCUGAGCUGUCGUCAUGGAGACGAUGUUUACCUGACAGACAGGUGAAUUGUGUGAAUGAAUUCCACUGUAAAAAUAAAAGUUAAAUAGAUUUUUGUUUCAUGCCAAAAUAGUUUCUAAAAGUUCAACGUGAGAAAAAUGAUUUGAACGUUUGAUUUUGAUUUGAAAUAAAGUGUCGACACGUUUUCAACCCGCUGUAAAACAUGAAAAAUGUCUGUGAAACAACUCAAAUAUUUUACAGUGUAGUCAUGUUCUUCUGCUCUGUUAGCUUAGCUUAGCAUAAAGACUGUAAACAAAGGGAAAAGGUACUAUUUCCUGACAAACAGCAUAUCCAUCCGCUAAGUGAAGUCACUUCAGAGGAGCUGAGCGGAGCGAUAUCAGAGUCAGUCAGAAAAUAGAUCCAACUGAAACGACAAACUGAUUUUAUGUUAAUGAGAUGUUAACGAAUCGAGAGAUUUAAAGUUUGUUUCAAUUUUGUGAAUGUUUGUUUUUAUAAAAUAAAGUUUUUUUUCCUCAAAGUGA
Molecule: messenger RNA, 4466 nt
Organism: Larimichthys crocea (large yellow croaker)
Lineage: Eukaryota; Metazoa; Chordata; Actinopteri; Sciaenidae
Gene: matr3l1.2
Product: matrin 3-like 1.2
Exons: 23
Coding region: 505-3918 (1137 amino acids)
Cellular component (GO): nucleus
Molecular function (GO): RNA binding; zinc ion binding
Source: RefSeq, a predicted model, not a curated record